AUUUAAAUCCACAGAACAGGAAAACUGCUCUUGCGUCAGGAUCUGCGACUUGGACUGAACUCCAGCUGAAGUUUACGAGGUAGAGGAGCGCUUAAGGAGCAGUUACGCACCGAGACUUGGCUGAUGAGGAGGAAAACCCGCGAGAUGCGAGCGCUUCUUCUUCUGACCAUAUCCAUAGGCACCGUGCGCUCCUCCUCGCCGUGCGCGUAAGCUGCCUGUGGAGGACCGGCACAUUAUGAGACGCCAUGGCAUGUUGUGAGCGAGGGGUUCAGACUCUGGUCGCCAUCGUGGGGGCCUUCGCCGCGUUCAGCCUUAUGACCAUCGCCAUCGGCACCGACUACUGGCUCUACUCCCGCGCGUACAUUUGCAACGCCACCAAUGUCACCACGGAUGAGACCCAGAUGCAGACCAAGAAAGUGAAAGGCGACCUGACGCACUCUGGACUGUGGAGGAUUUGCUGCAUUGAAGGUAUCAAUAAAGGAAGCUGUUUCCGGAUCAAUCACUUCCCGGAGGAUAACGACUAUGACACAGACAGCUCUGAGUACAUCUUACGUAUAGUACGUGCAUCAAGCCUUUUCCCCAUCCUCAGCAACGUCCUGCUGAUGCUGGGUGGCCUGUGUGUCGGUGUUGGACGCAUCUACAGCAGCAGGAACAACAUCCUGCUCAGUGCUGGCAUCCUGUUUGUGGCUGCAGGCCUAAGCAACAUCAUCGGCAUCAUCGUUUACAUCUCCAGCAACGCUGGCGAUCCCAGUGACAAGAAAGACGAGGACAAGAAAAACCACUACAACUACGGCUGGUCCUUUUACUUCGGCGCCCUCUCCUUCAUUGUGGCCGAGUCGGUGGGCGUUCUUGCCAUCAACAUUUACAUCGAGAAAAACAAAGAGACACGCUUCCGAGCCAGGCACGACUUCAUCAAAACCAUACCCUCCUCUUCACCUUACUCCCGCAUCCCAAGUUACCGCCACAGACGAAGGCGCUCACGCUCCAGCUCCAGAUCUACUGACCCAUCCCGUGAGCCCUCCCCAGUAGGGAUGAAGAUCGGUGGAGGAGGAGGAGGAGGAGGAGGGUUGGGAAUGGGGUUGCCGAUGGGGGAUAUAUCCCUGUACACCCUCAGUCGGGACCCCCUGAAGGGUGGAAGUGGGGCUGCAGGGCCCUACAGCCCUGAGAGGGACUCUGGCUUUUUACAAGUCCACAACUGCUUCCAAAAGGAUCUGAAAGAUGGAGUGAACAGGAGGACGACGCCGGUAUGAGGUCAGGAGUGUAUCGCUGCUUGACGGAGCACAUUAGAUAUUGUACAGUUGAUGAGAAAGGACAAUUCCCACCCUGGGGCUGUUCAGGCAGCAGCGAUUAAAAGGUCAGAGCUCAAAAUUGUUUUCCUUGCGUCCCUCUGUGACAGAAAAGUGCCAGUCUGCAUUUCAUUCAGAGAACUGAUAACAAAAAUAACUCUUUUAUGAUACAACUCAAUAUCUUGGUUAAGCAUUAAUUCUAAAAAUGUGGUGCCCAUUAUUUGUGACUUCUGCUCUUACACAAAAGGAUUAAAAUAUUGCACUGGUAUUCUCUGAAGGACAGUCACUGAAGACUUGAUAAAAGGAAGAACCUUUCAGAUGUGAUGCUCAGCAUUAUAAAGAUUCUGGUUAUUGAACUUCAGGUAAACACGUUUUUUCUUCUAAAGUAGCUGCGCAGUGUUCGGAAAAUCUAAUUAUUUCUUUUAUCCCGACAGAAGAGACAUUUUUUCUACAAAAGUGUUUGCUAAAAUGAAAUGAUACACUUGAUUGUUUGUAAUCCAAGUAUAAUUGUAUUGUGUUUGUUUGUAACUUUGUGAUACAACUGGUGCUAACUAGUACACCUUUGAUCGUCUUAAGCCUUCUCAACUGCCAUUUGAAUACUCCUCUCUCAAGCUUGGUCAUGAGUUGCGUGAUAAAUGUGUGUGUUAUGUGAAAGUGUGCGAUCUGCCUCUGAAACACUGCCACACUAAGAUUAUAACUGUAGAUAAAUAUCAACAAAAAUGACAGGACACAAAGUAAUGUGAGUACAUUCCAGUAUGCUGUGUGAUGUAUCAGUAUAAACACUAUUUGUACAGACUGUGUAUG
Messenger RNA from Paralichthys olivaceus (Japanese flounder), 2090 nucleotides. Its product is annotated as voltage-dependent calcium channel gamma-4 subunit. The record is from RefSeq and is a predicted model, not a curated record. NCBI's taxonomy places the organism in Eukaryota, Metazoa, Chordata, Actinopteri, Pleuronectiformes, Paralichthyidae. Gene Ontology annotation, biological process: neurotransmitter receptor internalization; transmission of nerve impulse; positive regulation of synaptic transmission, glutamatergic. Gene Ontology annotation, cellular component: voltage-gated calcium channel complex; AMPA glutamate receptor complex; postsynaptic density membrane. Gene Ontology annotation, molecular function: channel regulator activity; voltage-gated calcium channel activity.